CAGUUCUCAGAUUGUCCUGACAUGCUGCCAGGAAACCUUUGAACUCCAAGUCAAACACUCCUGUGGACUGUGAGCACCUCCAGGCAGUUUUUCUUAUUUUCUACCUGCAAGUGGAAUGACUUACAAGGUCUCCGCCUGCGUCCUUUUGACCAAGUACUCCUUUUGAACUCCUCCAUGCCAUCUUUUUAUGUUAGACUUUUACAAUCAAUUACAAAUACAGCAAUACUCAUUCCCACUUACCUGGUACUCCACUAAUAGUCACUCUCCUGUCUGACAGAGCUCCCAGUAGCAUGGCUGUUAACUCAGUUAAGCAACUAGUCACUUACAAGAACCUGCUUUUCCGUUUUCUAAUGAAGACAUGCAAACAUCUGCUUGACUCUGCUCACGGAGUCCAGUUUAUACCAAACUAUGCCUUUUUUGGAGUUGUUGUACUUUUGCCCAUUUGGAAGAAAGCUCGGGAUGCAAUCAAUCCUCCAUGAGUGGAAAGGCUGGAGUGCUCAAAUGGUGCACAGUUGUUUUGGUGACUCAAAUCCUUCCUAGUGAUUCAGCUCUGACAGCUUUGUAAAAGAAGACUGCUCUGCUGAACUAAGCUGGUGACCAAAAACAUGUUUAACACAGGAGUUUCGACCUAUCUGUGCUUGUUUUUUGCCUGCUGCCUCUGCUGCAGCAGAGCUUUGCCGACUAAACUCAACAACGAGGCUGUGAAUGACAGAUCUGUGAUAGGUGUUUUAACUCAGGUUGUUACAGAUGAAAUUAUGAAACCAUUUGGGAGGACUUACAUACCUUCCUCUUACGUGAAAUACAUCGAGUCUGGGGGCAGCAGAGUGAUGCCUAUAAGAUUAACUUUGACUACAUCUGAAUAUGAGAAGAUUUUCAUGAAGAUAAACGGGUUGAUUUUCAUUGGGGGAGAUGCAGAUUUGGAGACUUCAGACUUUGCCCGGGUGGCGAAGAUUUUUUACAGGCUCGCUCUGGCGGAUGGUGUGCAGAACAUGGGCGAUGGCGUCCUCCGUGGAUCUGAUGAGUCAUUAGAAGUGCAGUCCAGCCGGAUGUUCAAUACUUUCCCAGAUGAGCUCAUCAAUGCUUUGACCCAGGAACCUCUGACUGGCAAUUUUCACAACUAUGGAAUUACAAUAAAGGACUUCCAGGAAAAUGAGAUGCUACAGAGUUUCUUCACCAUCUUGUCAACAAACAUAGCUAAGAACGGAGCUCACUUUGUGUCAACUUUCGAAGGUAAAAGAUAUCCUUUCUACGGAGUUCAGUGGCACCCGGAGGUGAAUCGUUUUCAGUGGUACAGAAAGCUGAACUUCCCUCACUCCCGUCACGCUGUGCAGUUAUCGUCGCUGCUAGCUGAAUUUUUUGUCAAUGAAGCAAGGAGAAGUUUCCAUCACUUUGACAGUCCUGCAGAAGAGGAAUCCUCACUGAUUUACAGCUACUCACCUGUCUAUGUCGCAAACAUCACAGCAUAUGAGCAGGCCUACUUCUUCUGAGCUACUCCUGCAGCUGAAUGGAUCUCUGCACAUGUAAAUGUUUAUAUGCUCUAGUGUCUGUAGUACGCUCGUAAAGUCUGCUGGUUUUAAUCCCAGAUAAUCAAAAGUGCUGUUUAAACCUUUGUGCUGAUUCAGAGUAUAUUUGUAUUUCACUAAGGAAGUAUUUUUGCUGGCAGUUAUGGCAUUACCGACCCAGAACUAUUACUUUAAUGGCAAAAAUAACACAUUAAUGUGCUCGUUUAUCAUAGUGAAGUGUGACUGUGUUUGAAGUAGAACAUCAGGAUAGAUUUUAGGAGAACUAGGUCCACGUCUUUUGUACUUGGUUGUCAUUUAAUAAACAAUUUUUUAA
Pundamilia nyererei is the source of this 1836-nucleotide messenger RNA. RefSeq names its product gamma-glutamyl hydrolase (gene gghl). The transcript is spliced from 11 exons. Bases 606 to 1487 code for a protein of 293 amino acids. The record is from RefSeq and is a predicted model, not a curated record. Gene Ontology annotation, cellular component: vacuole. Lineage: Eukaryota; Metazoa; Chordata; Actinopteri; Cichliformes; Cichlidae. Gene Ontology annotation, molecular function: gamma-glutamyl-peptidase activity. Gene Ontology annotation, biological process: tetrahydrofolylpolyglutamate metabolic process.